CUUUUCUUGAAUUCAUAAGUUUUCAAUGGAGAGUGUAGGUUUUCAAUGUUAAUUGUGGAAUUUACCGUUUAAAAAAUACAAAGAAACUCGAGUGAAACUGUUGCCGUCUAGUCCAGAUACGAAAAUAGCGGAUCAAGUGGUAAAAAUGCCUUCAGCAGCCAACGGUAAGAUCGACAAGCAAAUUUCGUCUUCUACGGAAAAUGCAUUGGUCGACACUGCAUCGAUGACGCCUAUUCGUCAGGCUAUCACCACGAUAGAACACAAAAUUAGGAAUUUGGAGAAGAGAAAGUCAAAAUUGGAAUCGUAUCGAGACAUGCAAAACUCUGGCAAAGAACUGAACACCGAUCAAAAGACUGCCCUGGCAAAGAUCAACGAGGUCAUGAUGACUCUGGAAUUUGCGAGGGAUUUAUACAAACAGUUCCUAGGCAUAGCUGCGAGUUCAGAAAGGGACGCUAAAAAACAGGCGAAACGUGAAGCUGCUCUAAAAAAUCAAGCUGAAAUGGCCAGGCUUAGGGAAAUUUUAUUGGUACAAGACGCUCUGAAUCAAAUGGGAACUGACGGUGUUAGAGAUGACUUUUUGAAUGGAAGAAACGGUGCUGCUCAAUUGACUGAAGCUGAUCUUAAAUUAUUAGAUGACCUUUACCCAGCUGUGACUCCUAAACACGAAUCCGGAAACCCAACGACUUUUACCAAUGAAGUGCAAGCGGCCGCCGAACAUCUACUAGCAGUAGUGGAUGGAAAACCCAAAGACGUCUUUGGCGGCACCUACAGCCAAGUCAAGGAAAUCCUAGGCAAAAUCCACGAAAGCGGAUACUUUGAUCAAGCUCAAGAAUCUCCCAUUGAAGAAGAAAGCGUCGAAGUACCCGUGGAACCACCAGUUUUGGACUUGGCUGAACCUCUAGUUGAAGUUUCCAGCGAGAUUAGCUUGGCAGGCCCUAUUGAAACGAUAACAAUAGAGGCCAGCAAUCAUCCGGCGAUUAUUAAUAGGGCGCCACAACAAGCCCCUAUUUCUGUGGUGCAGGCGCUUCAGAUGUCGCCCGUGCCGCACGUGCUCGAUUCUGUGCCGCCGCACCAUCAGCCACCGCCACAAGAGAUUUUUUUUCAGCCUCAACCGCAACCGCCAAGACCCAUAACUGAAAUGUUGGGGACUGGGAAUUUCUUUUUUUUACAGGAAUCUGAAAUCGACACUCCCGAACAAAUAUCCACCCAAACCUUCACCAACCAAACCUUCAUGCCCCCGCCGAUUCCACUGCCGUCUCACUUCCAACCCCUGCCCCAUACGUCCCCAGUGAACCACCAAAUGCCCCCCAACGGAGCUGUGCAGCAACAAGUUCCAGUACAAGACGAAGCUCUGAGCAAACCGCAACUGGUAGACGAUCUUGAAAAGCAUUCCCUUGGCAGGGCGCAGAACCGAGGGCCCUCAUUGCAGCCCACUUCUUUUUACAAUAACGGCUACACUAACAGGACUAGUAGACCGGCUCCGCAACAGCAUUCGAGAAACAAUAAUGGGGUGCAGCAGCAUCAUCAACAAGGCAGGGCCCAAACCAACAGGCACUAGUAUUUGGCCUUUUUUUUUAAUUUUUUUGGCUAGAUUUAGUUUUUGGUUAAAACUGGCUCAAUUUUAGAAAUUGUUUUUUCUAUAUUAUUUUGGUGCAAGGUGCCCAUUACUUUGUGCUGGCUUCAUAAAAUAAUGAUUGAUCAAAAACUAAAUCAAAUUAAGUCAAUUAUUUAAAUUUCUGUUAAUUUUUACAAAUAUCUUAAAAUGGCAUUUAAAUAUUGACAUAUUGAAAAAUUGAACAAGGCACAAAUCUAGUCACCUGUUUAUUGGAAAUCUUCUCUUCUGAAUUUCAAAAAUUGCCCUCGAGGCAACAAAAAUUUGAAAUGCCUUUAUUGAUAAUUAAUUUCUAUAAGUUUCAAUACCUACUUUUCUACCUUUCAGUAUGUAUUAGAGUUAAAAAGGAACAUUUCUCUUUUUUUUAUUAUUAAUGUAAUAAUUGAUUUAAAUAAUGUAAAAUAAAAACAAAAUAUAUAUAAUUUAUUGAA
This is a messenger RNA of Ceutorhynchus assimilis (cabbage seed weevil), 2043 nucleotides long. The record is from the annotation of a GenBank genome assembly. NCBI's taxonomy places the organism in Eukaryota, Metazoa, Arthropoda, Insecta, Coleoptera, Curculionidae.